Cuscuta europaea is the source of this 2686-nucleotide messenger RNA. The record is from the annotation of a GenBank genome assembly. Lineage: Eukaryota; Viridiplantae; Streptophyta; Magnoliopsida; Solanales; Convolvulaceae.
CCACCCUCCAGAUACACUCCUCCAUCCUCUUUCUCAUUUUUAACCCUAUUUAAUCCGGUGCAUUAAAUUAAGAGUCCAAAAUUUCUAAUUUUAAUAACAUCGUGGAAAUAUAUCAGUUCAUCAACUGCACCGAUUUGUGCCGGGAAAGUGGUAGGACGAAUUCAUCAACGGCACUGAUUCAUAUAAUAACCUGACAAACAUAGCCUCUGUCUUUCAUCUCAAUUGGGGAGAUCAUUCCGGGAAGAAGACACGAAUAAUUCUUGUUCAACAAUGGCAGAAAGUAAGUACAAUACUGGAGCUGCAGAGAUUCUCGCGAAUGAAGCAAUGCGCUUACCUAUUUCGGAGGCAGUUCCGAUCUAUGAGCAACUUCUCUCUACUUAUCCUACUGCUGCAAAAUUUUGGAAGCAGUAUGUUGAGGCACACAUGGCUGUGAAUAAUGAUGACGCUAUCAAGCAAAUUUUUAGUCGCUGCCUAUACACUUGUCUACAAGUUCCUCUUUGGCGGUGUUAUAUCCGUUUUAUCAGGAAGGUCAAUGAUAAGAGGGGAACUGAGGGUCACGAAGAGACGAGAAAAGCUUUUGAGUUCACGCUUGACUAUGUUGGAACAGACAUUGCCUCAGGUCCUGUUUGGAUGGACUAUAUUGCAUUUUUGAAGUCCUUGCCUGCUCAUUCUGUACAAGAAGAAUCUCAAAGAAUGACUGCAGUAAGAAAAGCAUACCAAAGAGCUAUUGUUACACCAACACAUCAUGUUGAACAACUGUGGAGAGAUUACGAGAACUUUGAAAACUCAAUUAGCCGUUCUCUGGCAAAAGGUCUUCUUUCUGAAUACCAGCCAAAAUACAACAGUGCAAGAGCUGUUUACAGAGAGAUGAAGAAGUAUGUUGAUGAGAUUGACUGGAAUAUGCUCGCUGUGCCCCCUUGCGGUUCUCCAAAGGAAGACAUGCAGUGGAUUGCAUGGAAAAAGUUCCUAGCAUUUGAGAAAGGAAAUCCUCAAAGGAUAGAUACUACUUCUGCUAAUAAAAGAAUUGUGUUCGCCUAUGAUCAGUGCCUCUUGUACUUGUACCAUUAUCCGGACAUAUGGUAUGACUAUGCUACCUGGCAUGCAAAGUGUGGUUCACUAGACUCCACAAUGAAAGUUCUCCAGCAAUCUUUAAAACCUUUACCCGAUUCUGAGAUGCUGAGAUAUGCUUAUGCUGAAUUUGAGGAAUCUCGUGGAUCCAUUCAGGCAGCAAAACAGGUUUACCAAAGUCUGCUGAGAGAUGGGACUAAUGCAUCAGCAUUAUCACUUAUCCAGUUUAUGCGGUUCUUAAGAAGGACGGAAGGAGUUGAAGCAGCUCGCAAGUACUUUCUUGAUGCCCGUAAAUUCCCAAAUUGCACAUAUCAUGUUUAUGUAGCUCAAGCAAAGAUGGAGUUCUGUCUCAACAAGGAUGCUAAGGUAGCACGCAAUGUGUUUGAAGCAGGGUUGAAACACUUCAUGCAUGAACCUGAUUACAUUCUUGAGUAUGCAGAUUUCUUAUGUUGCUUGAAUGAUGACAUUAACAUAAGGGCCUUAUUUGAACGUGCAUUGAGCUCUCUACCAUCAGAUGCAUCUCUUGAGGUUUGGAAAAGAUUCACCCAGUUUGAGCAGACGUAUGGCGAUCUUACCAGCAUGUUGAAGGUUGAUGAAAGAAGAAAAGACGCCCUUUCUAGGAUCGGUGAUGGGGAAGAAUCUAUCUUAGAGAGCUCAUUGCAAGAUAUAGUGUCACGGUAUAGUUUUAAGGAUCUGUGGCCUUGCUCUUCAAAGACCCUGGAUUAUCUUUCACAGCAAGAGAUACUUGUAAGGAACAUGAAUAAGAUUGAGAAAUCCACUCCUGUUGUCGAGACAGAUGGGAGAAUGCACGACAUAAAUUUAGCCAAGUUUGUGUAUCCAGACACUUCUAGAAUGGCCAUUUACAAUCCAAAUCAAUUAUCAGGAACUUUACCUUAUUCUGGUCCAAUUCCAUUAAGCAGUAACGGGCCACCAAAUGCAAUAGAUGAUCUUCUGAAAUCAUUGCCCCCUGCAUUGGCAGCAUUUGCAUCAAACUUGCCAGCUGUUGAGGGUCCAUCUCCUGAUGCUGAUUUUGUGAUAUCGAUAUGCUUGCAAAGCAAUAUUCCUAGCAUUCCAUCUAUGAGUGACCGCUCUGAUUCCUCAAACAAGUACCAAACAAGAGAUAGACGGCCAGGAAAGAGGAAAGACAUGGACAGUAGGAAAGACGACGAUGACACUGGGAGUGUGCAGAGCACGCAGCCGGUACCGAGAGACUUUUUCAGGAUCCGACAAUUACAAAAAUCUAUGCUUGCGUCCGGAGCCAGUUCACACACCACAGGUUCUGUGUCGUAUGGGAGUGGAAUUUCAGGAGAGCUCUCAGGCAGCACCAGUUAAUGAUUGAUUAUGAUGGUCGCAAGUCUGUAUAUUAAUUCAAGGAGGUGCAUUUGGUCUCAAUUCCUGUGAUAUUGUUGUACAUAAUAGCCACGAGUUAUUAGAUCGAUGGCUCGACCAUCUAAGUUAUUAAUUUCCUUCCCGCGCGUUUUAGUCUUUUGCUUCUCAUCUAUACGAUCUUCACGGAGACAAAAAGAACUGUGUUAGUGAAGUGUAAAAGUUUAUUUAUGAGUAUGACAUAAUGCAUCGACAUAUAUAAAAACAGAGUUUUUUUUUAUGCAUAUAAAAA